Anneissia japonica is the source of this 1011-nucleotide messenger RNA. Its product is annotated as CD166 antigen homolog. The transcript is spliced from 5 exons. The record is from RefSeq and is a predicted model, not a curated record. The coding region runs from base 1 to 1011 and encodes 336 amino acids. NCBI's taxonomy places the organism in Eukaryota, Metazoa, Echinodermata, Crinoidea, Comatulida, Comatulidae.
AUGUCAGUCUAUUUAUUUUCAGUUGUAAAUGGUCUACGCGCACCAGCUGUCAUGGUAUUAGAUUCCAAUGUUAAUUUAGGCGAAGAUGCUACCAUUAAAUGUGCAUACGAAAUAUUUGAUGCAAGAAGCCGGGAUACAGUUUCAUGGUUCAACUGCACUUCAGCGGGAACUAUAUUAAAUGUGCUAUUUAACACUUAUAUUGAUAUAAGUCCUAAAGGCAGAUAUAGUAUUGAUAUCUCACAAGAUAAUGUAGCUAUUCUCACUAUUUCAAAUACAUUAUUGUCAGAUAGUGGAUAUUAUAAAUGCACAGUUGUUGAUUCAAGCUUUUACAGCAACAGUGAUUUUGCAAGUCUGACAGUUCAAUAUUUAGAUGAAAUCAUGAUUGAUGUCAGUUCCUAUACUGAUGAGCGAAACGUUAUAAUAACGUGUUCUGUAAAUGGCUAUCCAAUUCCUCAGAUGGAACUAUAUAAGGAUGACACUAUCAUCAUGACAGAAACUACAAAACUAAUAUACAUGAUAGAUAUUAUAACAGAGAGUGACGGAGGAAGUUAUAAAUGCAACGCAAGUAACAUUGUUGAUGUUAAGACAAGUGAAAUAGUACUUGAUUACUAUGCACCAGUAAUUACUUUUGUUCGUGACGUCAUUGUUGGUCCCGGAGAAGAUAUUGUUGCUGCGCCUAAAGUUUCAGCUAAUCCUAAUGACAUCACUUAUAAAUGGGUCACUAACCCUCCUGGAAUUAACGAUACAGAUAAUGACACAGCCACCUUUACGUUCAGAGUAGCAGAAGUUGUUGGCACAAACUAUACAAUAACUGUGACUGUUACUAACAGCAUUGGAUCAGCAACAAACUCUGUCAAAAUCACUGUACAAAACCCAUGUGUGGAUGAUCCCUGUGGAUAUAAUAAUAUUUGUGAAGUUAUUGAAAGGGGCUACAGCUGUAUACCUUUUGAUUAUUCCGACGCAUUGAAUUGCCCAAGAAAGUUCAAUGAAGACACGGCAAUAAAGAAUUAA